GCGGGCUCCUAGCUUUGUCAACUCUUUAAGUGUAGAGCAAGGAGGCCUGGAAAGAAGGAAAGAACUGUCACUUCUGCAAAAUAAUUGACAGGCUUUUCUUACAGCAAGCAUACUUGCGUUAUUGCUCCUGUGAAGCCUCAUGAAGACAUGAGUGUCCCAGACUACAUGCAGUGUGCGGAGGACCACCAGACGGUUUUAGUGGUGGUCCAGCCCGUUGGCAUAGUUCCAGAGGACCAGUUCUUCAAGAUCUACAAGCGCAUCGCCAGCACGAGCCAGGUGAGCAUUCGGGACUCCCAGCGCCUGCUCUACGUCCGCUACCGCCACCACUACCUGCCAGAGAACAACGAGUGGGGCGACUUCCAGACCCACCGCAAGGUGGUGGGCCUCAUUGCCGUGACCACCUGCGCCUCAGCCAAGGAGUGGCCACAGACGUCGGACCGCUUCCAUGCACAGAAGGAGGUGUUUGGCUCAACGCUCUACGACUCGCGCCUGCUAGUGUUCGGGCUCCAGGGAGAGAUUGCCGAGCAGCAGCGCACAGAUGUGGCUUUCUACUCCAGCUACGACGAGUGCCUCGAUGUGGAGAAGAGGGUGGAGGACUUUGUGCAGUCUAUCUUCAUUGUGCUGGAGUCCAAGAGGUUGGACCGGGCCACUGACAAGUCUGGAGACAAGAUACCACUGCUCUGUGUUCCUUUUGAGAAGAAAGACUUUGUGGGUCUAGACACUGAUAGCAGGCACUAUAAGAAGCGCUGCCAGGGUCGGAUGAGGAAGCACGUGGGCGACCUUUGUCUGCAGGCGGGCAUGUUGCAGGACGCCCUGGUCCACUACCACAUGGCCGUGGAGCUCCUGCGCUCCGUCAACGACUUCCUGUGGCUGGGGGCUGCUUUGGAGGGAUUGUGUUCGGCCUCGGUCAUAUUCCACUACCCAGGGGGCACUGCAGGCAAGGCUGCCGGACGCAAACCCAGCAUCUCCCAGCCUGCGGAUGCUGGGAAGAGACACCGGCCAGGGGCACAGGAGGUUCUCAUUGACCCAGGUGCCCUCACAGCCAAUGGGAUCAGUGCAGACACCAGCACUGAGAUCGGCCGCGCCAAGAACUGUCUAAGCCCAGAGGACAUCAUAGAGAAAUACAAGGAGGCCAUUUCCUACUAUGGCAAGUACAAGAACGCAGGCGUCAUCGAGCUGGAGGCCUGCGUUAAGGCAGUUCGGGUGCUGGCCAUUCAGAAGAGGGCCAUGGAGGCCUCGGAGUUCCUCCAGAACGCCGUCUACAUCAACCUGGGCCAGCUCUCCGAGGAGGAGAAAAUCCAGCGCUACAGCAUCCUGUCCGAGCUCUACAACCUGAUCGGCUUCCACCGCAAGUCGGCCUUCUUCAAGCGCGUGGCCGCCAUGCAGUGUGUGGCGCCCACCAUCCCAGAGCCGGGCUGGAGGGCCUGCUACAAGCUGCUGCUGGAGACCCUGCCGGGUUACAGCCUCUCCCUCGACCCUAAGGACUUCAGCAGGGGGUCUCACUGUGGCUGGGCGGCAGUGCAGAUGCGUCUCCUCCACGAGCUGGUAUAUGCGUCGCGGCGUAUGGGCAACCCCGGCCUGUCUGUUCGCCACCUGUCCUUCCUCCUGCAGACCAUGCUGGACUUCCUGUCAGACCAAGAGAAGAAGGAGGUCACUCAGAGUCUGGAGAACUACACCUCCAAGUGCCCAGGUGGGAUGGAGGUCAUCUCCCUCCCGGAUGGACUCAAGCUUCCCCCGGUGCCUUUUACCAAGCUACCCAUCGUCAGAUCAGUGAAGCUACUCAAUCUGCCCGUCAGCCUGCGCCCCCACAAAGUAAAAGGCCUGCUGGGACAAAACAUGUCCACUGCUAGCCCCUUUAUCUACUCCCCCAUCAUCAUGCACAACCGGGGAGAGGAGCGCUGCAAGAAGAUAGAUUUCCAGUGGGUCCAGGGCGACGUGUGUGAGGUGCAGCUGAUGGUGUACAACCCUAUGCCCUUUGAGCUGCGUGUCGAGAACAUGGGCUUGCUGACAUCAGGUGUCGAAUUUGAGUCUCUUCCUGCUGCCCUGUCCUUGCCUGCAGAGUCUGGUCUCUACCCCGUCACCCUGGUUGGUGUUCCCCGCACUGCAGGCAACAUCACAGUCAAUGGGUACCACACGUCGGUGUUUGGGGUGACCAGUGACUGUCUGCUGGAGGCCUUGCCUAGUGUGAAGACCAGCGGCUGCCUGGUGGAGGUGGUGCCCUCCCUGCCUCGUCUGCAGCUCAGCACCUCUCUGCCUCGGUCUGCCCACACGGCCCAGCCCAUGUCCAAAGAGGAGCUGUCCAGCAGCGUCUCCAGCCAGCUGUUCAACGGAGAGACCCAGCUGCUGACCGUUACCCUGGAGAACAUCGGCGCAGAGGACAUCGAGACGCUGGAGGUCACCUCCAAGAUGGUCAACACCAAAGAGAAGCUGUUUGGGGAGUUUCUGACCUGGAACCUGGAAGAGGUGCUGUCCCACCUACCGCUGAAGCCUGGCCAGUCGCUGACGCUGAACGUCAACAUCAAAGUCAAACUGGACUUCUCUGGCCAGGAGAACCUGCUCCAGGACCUGAAUGAUGAGGGGACAUACGCAGGUCCCCGGGGCGGAGAGGCCGUGUGCGGUCUGCUGUCCAGGCAGACUUUGGAGGCGGUGGUGAACUUCAGGUACUCGGGCGGAGCGGGCAAGGUGGAGGGCUACUACCGGGACCUGACCCUGGGCGUGCACGUGGACGUGGAGCCCUCCGUAUUCUUCACCAGGGUCAGCACUCUCCCUGCCACCAGCACGCGCCACUGCCAUCUGCUCCUGGACGUGUUUAACUCCACAGAACACGAGCUGACGGUCAGCGCCCACAACAACCAGGACCUGGUGCUGCACGCCAGCGAGUGCCAGAGAAUGGCCAUCCAAGUGGACAAGUUUGACUUUGAGAGCCUGCCCCGGCCGGACCACGAGGCGACACGCUUCGUCAACCCCAAGCAGCUGGAGGAGGAGCGCAGGCACGCCCACGGCUGCCAGAUCAACAACAAGCUGGGCAUCCAAUGGAACAUCCCGUCCAUGCGCAGGCACGGGGAGGCCAGCGUGGAGGGAGUCCUCAACCAGCUGGUCCUGGGACACCUGCAGCUGGCACCUCUUCAGUGGGACGUGAUGGUGAACGGGAAGCCGUGCGACUGCGACGUCAUCGCCAGCUGCAACGUGGGCGAUGCCGUGCCCCUGGAAGUGAAACUGACCAAUCGGAGCAGGAACGCGGUGGGCCCCUUCGCCCUGACCGUGGUGCCCUUCCAGGACUACCAGAACGGCGUCCAGAACUACGACCUCCAGGACGCGGUCACCUUCAUCGGCUCCAACACGUUCUACAUCGACACGGUGAAACCCACUGAGAGCUCCGUCUGUGUGGGAGCUCUGCUGUUCCUCCACACCGGAGACUUCUACCUCAAUAUCAAGUUCCAGGACGACAGCGCCGGCCGUGAGCUGCCCCUGGCCUGGUUCUGCCUGCCCAGCGUCCACAUCAAGGCCCAGGACGGUCCCAUGGAGGCGGGAGCCUAGAGGGGCCUUGUGGGGCCUAGAGAGGCCUGGUGGGGCCUUGAGGGUGUCCAGAGUCUGGGUGGCUGGAGGGACUGCGAGAGAUGAGGAUGGUGAUUGGAUGGACUUGACACUAUGCUAGCUAAGCCAUUCGUUCAUGCGAUGUACAUAUGUGCUGUUACUGUACUCUGUGGAGGUCUGUGUGUGAUGGAUGUCAAGGAGAAUGUUUAGGUGGAGUAAAAAGUGUUUCAUGUGUUAAAGCCAAUUUCGUUUUUUUUUUUUUGCCAUAAUCAUGUUUUGCUCUGAAUGGCUUCAUUUUGACAGGGCCUUAUAUUGUGAAUUUAGAGAAGUCCUUUAUUGUGACAAUCUGUAAAACCACAUAUACUGACUCCACAUGGAUACUAUAUUCUGCGAGGCACAAUGGUUUCUUACCUGAUAAAAAUAGUCUGCUCAAAAUGUAUCCAUCUUUUUCUUUUAAAUAGCACACGGCCAUGGUCUUCUGUAGUCACACUUGUGUAACAUUUGAAUCUCACACCAUAUGUAAAUAAAAAGUCAAAUGGA
Molecule: messenger RNA, 4074 nt
Organism: Osmerus eperlanus (European smelt)
Lineage: Eukaryota; Metazoa; Chordata; Actinopteri; Osmeriformes; Osmeridae
Gene: trappc9
Product: trafficking protein particle complex subunit 9
Exons: 23
Coding region: 148-3537 (1129 amino acids)
Cellular component (GO): trans-Golgi network
Source: RefSeq, a predicted model, not a curated record